AUGAAUAAAGAAGUGUGUAAAAAGUUCCAGGAUGUAUGGACAAAUUUAGAAUAUGAUUCGAGUAGUGAAAUCUAUAAAUUUAAAGAUAAUAAAGAUUUCAAAGAAUACUGUACUAAUGAAAAUUGUGAUAAUGAUCUCGAUAAUAUUAGUGCUGGAUGUUUAUAUUUGUUUAAUGAAAUUUUUGGAAAUCCUACCUCGUUUAGUUUUAUUGCAAAAGGAAACACCAAUAUUGUUGAAUACAUUUUGAUAUGGUUAAGUUAUAUGUUAAACUAUAAAAGAAUGAACGAAAACGACAGUAUAGAGCCUUUUUAUGAAAUAUUUAUAAAUAAAUAUACUGAAUAUAAUAAAUAUAAUAAAGAUAAUAAGUAUAAUGAGAAAAUAGUUGGUGUUACUGAUUAUGAGAAUUAUAAGGAUCUUAUAGAUAAAAAACAAAAUUUGAUGAGUAUUAGUACUAAAGAUAUGUCUAAAUUUUAUGAUGUAUUUAUAUUAUUAUGUGACAUGUAUAUUGAGUUUGAAACAAACUCAGAUUGCAAUAAAUUUUCGGGACAAGCUAAAGAAUUUGCUAAAAAAUAUGAUGAACUUAAUGAAGAUUAUAAUAAUGGUAAAGGCAGCCCCUAUAAUCAAUUAUUAUCUACAUUAUCAAAUGAUUAUAAUAAUUUAAAAAAUAAAUGUAAUGAUUUUCCAUCACUUCCAACAUAUUCACGAAGAUUAGUAAUAAAAAGGACACUAAUUCCAAUUGCAUUUAUAUUUGUUGCAGUAUCAAUUUUCUUGGGAAUUGCAUAUAAGUAUUCGUUAUUUGGAUUUCGGAAACGAUUUCAAAAGCAAUGUUUAAGAGAAAGAAUAAAAAAUAUAAAGAAGAAACUGAUCAUUAAUAAAUUAUUCUGA
Messenger RNA from Plasmodium yoelii, 885 nucleotides. RefSeq names its product PIR protein. The coding region runs from base 1 to 885 and encodes 294 amino acids. The record is from RefSeq and is a predicted model, not a curated record. Lineage: Eukaryota; Apicomplexa; Aconoidasida; Haemosporida; Plasmodiidae. The transcript is spliced from 3 exons.